AGAGUCCUAGGGCCACCACCUAAAAAAGCUCUAUAUAUACGCAGCCUACACAUUCCUGAAAUUCUUCAAGGUGCAAGCAACUUGACUCUCAAGUCUCCACCUCGUCACUCUCUCCUCUCUCUCUCUCCUCCAUAUCAUGACCAGAAUUUCGAACACAACCGACGAGAACGCAAUCAGCACCCAAAAGAUCAAGUUCCUCUACAGCUACGGCGGCAAAAUCCUCCCUCGUCGCACCGACGGCAAGCUCCGCUACGCCGGGGGCCACACCAGAGUCCUCUCCGCCGAUCGCUCCAUCACCUUCGCGGAGCUGAUGGUGAGAUUUGUAGAACUAUGCGGUUCCUCGAUGACAUUGAAGUGCAAAUUACCGACCGAAGAUCUCGACGUCUUGGUUACGAUCACCUGCGACGAGGACCUCGCUACGAUCGUUCGCGAAUACGAUCGGUUCUCGUUGUCUACGCAGAAAGACCUGAAGAUUACGGCAGUGCUGUUUCCUCGCGAAUCUCUCAAAACAAUCUCUCCUCCUCCGUCCACCGUUUCCGGCCUCGAUUUCUCCUCCGCCGUACGUAUCCCGCAGCCUCUAAUUGGUACCGGGAGGAAUCCGUCGCCGGCAAUUAGAUUUCCGGCCGGUGUUGGGAAGGACGGUGGUAAAGUGCGUUGUUAUCAACUAGCAAACCCUAGGCAUCUCUACUUUGUACCGCAUCAGAAUUAAUUACCGACGAAGAACUAAAAAUAUCUGAGGACAGUGGCUCGAUUGUACAUGGUAGUUUGUGUGGUGGUGAUACAAUUGAAUUCUCCUAAUACUCCACUCAAAAGCCAAUUUUGCAAAAUUUUUUGGUUUGUUCACUCCAAAUAUACAGAUACUAUUUGCAAA
Rhododendron vialii is the source of this 871-nucleotide messenger RNA. RefSeq names its product protein PAL OF QUIRKY-like. NCBI's taxonomy places the organism in Eukaryota, Viridiplantae, Streptophyta, Magnoliopsida, Ericales, Ericaceae. The coding region runs from base 137 to 709 and encodes 190 amino acids. The record is from RefSeq and is a predicted model, not a curated record. The transcript has a single exon. Gene Ontology annotation, molecular function: protein binding.